AUGGCACGAAAUAUGCAAGUAGGUCAAUUGGAACCUUUUGAUGAAUCAACAAGUGAUUGGCCAGCAUACGACGAACGUUUGCUAGCGUACAUACAGGUCAACCACAUUGAAGACGCUGAUAAAGUUUUCGCGCUCGUUAGUAUCGUCGGUGCUAAGACGUAUGGGCUGCUGAAGUCCCUGUGUAGUCCAGACAAGCCAACGUCGAAGACCUUUGAUGUAGUGCUUAAAUUACUAAGGGCACAUUUUACUCCCGAACCUUCAGUCAUCGGCGAACGAGCAAAAUUUCACCGGAGGACUCAACGAGACAAUGAAAGCAUCACGGAAUUUGUUGCGUCACUGCGCAAAUUGGCAGAAACGUGUGACUUUGGAUUGUUCUUGGACGAGUCCCUACGUGAUAGAUUCGUGUGCGGCCUUCAACGAGUUGAAAUACAACGUGUACUCUUCACUGAAGAUAAAAAGCUUUCUUUUCAAAAAGCCGUCGACAAGGCCUUGGCACUGGAAAACGCCUCCAAGAAUGCCACGGCGACCCAUGCAAAGUACGAAAGUCCUGGUGACCUGUUCAAGAUACAGGCGGAAAAAACACGUAGCGGCUUGUCUGCAGAAUGUUAUGGGUGCGCUUCAGCAAAGCAUGCCUCGUUAUGGUGUCCUUUCAUCAAUGCCACUUGCUAUCAGUGCAACAAGAAAGGCCACAUUCGCAGAGCUUGCAAGUCCAGGGCGCGGAAGAGAUAUCAGGGCGGAAAACCUAUUCCAAAAAGGUAUGACACAGUUCGGACACUAUCUAUUCCAAUAAAAGAAAUUCAAGAUGGAAAAAGCGAUCCUAUUGGUGUAACAAUGACUGUUAACGGGUUUCCACUCACCAUGGAGUUAGACACUGGAGCAGCCGUCUCCGUUAUUUCUGCUCAUGAUUUCAAAGCCACAUUUGGAUAUGGCCAGUUUCAGAAAACAGAUUUGAAGCUAAGGACCUAUACAGGUGAAGAAGUUGCGCCGCUAGGAGUAGUACAAGUACAAGUGCAGUACAACAACCAAGCUGCGUCGUUGCCCUUGUACGUCGUUCACCAGCCUGGACCACCACUUUUGGGCCGUCAGUGGUCACGCUGCAUACGUCUGGACUGGCCAUCGCUGUGCAACUUCUGUCGUGUCAGUGUGCCCCAGGAUACCGCGAAAGAUGUCAGAAGGAAGUUGAAAUUCAUGCUAGACAAGUACGGUGCCAUUUUCAAGGAUGAGCUGGGGACGGUGAAAGGUGUGAAGGCACAACUUUUUCUCAAGGACGGUAGUCGCCCAACGUUCAUGAAAGCCCGCAGUGUACCUAUUGCGCUACAGCCAGCAGUAGAACAGGAGUUGUUGAAGUUGCAAGACUUGGGAAUCAUUAACCCAGUACUGGUGAGCGAGUUUGCAACGCCAAUAGUACCGGUAAUCGAGAAAGAUGGAUCGCUGCGUAUCUGCGGCGAUUACAAAACAACUGUCAACCCAAUGCUCGACAUCGAUCAUUACCCUCUGCCAAAAAUCGAGGAAUUACUGUCAAGCCUAGCUGGUGGCCAGAAAUUCUCGAAGAUAGAUUUGAGCAGAGCGUACCAACAAAUUGAAAUGUGUGACGAAUCUAAGAAGUAUUUGACCCUUAAUACUCAUAAGGGAUUGUUUGAAGUUAAUCGUCUUCUUUUUGGAAUCGCAUCAGCCCCAGGGAUAUCCCAGCGUAUAAUGGAGAACGUCCUGAAAGGAUUACCGAAGGUGUGCGUUACUUGGACGACCUACUGGUUACGGGGUCGACACCGGAAGAACACCUGGCCAACUUGGAUGCAGUCUUGA
Molecule: messenger RNA, 1803 nt
Organism: Ornithodoros turicata
Lineage: Eukaryota; Metazoa; Arthropoda; Arachnida; Ixodida; Argasidae
Exons: 1
Coding region: 1-1803 (600 amino acids)
Molecular function (GO): nucleic acid binding; zinc ion binding
Source: RefSeq, a predicted model, not a curated record